Messenger RNA from Sus scrofa (pig), 892 nucleotides. It is a transcript of the gene UTS2B, whose product is annotated as urotensin 2B. Gene Ontology annotation, biological process: regulation of blood pressure; blood vessel diameter maintenance. The record is from RefSeq and is a predicted model, not a curated record. NCBI's taxonomy places the organism in Eukaryota, Metazoa, Chordata, Mammalia, Artiodactyla, Suidae. Gene Ontology annotation, molecular function: hormone activity; G protein-coupled receptor binding. Gene Ontology annotation, cellular component: extracellular region.
GGGUGCUGUAAGUUUUUUUUUUCUUUGUCCAGAUCAUUUGUAGUUGAAGCACACUUGCCACCUUUUAAAAGUGAUCUCCGCAGCUUUCCAGAAUCAUUGAAAUAUUCAUCUUGACCUGGAGAGUCGGUUUCUCUCUCAGUACAGAAUACCAUUAACAUGAACAAGAUCCUUUCAACCACUCUUUGCUUUGGACUCCUAACUUUGUUAUCUGUAACGAUCUUUUUAGAAUUGGUACAUGGACUGCCAUAUUUUAUCCAAGGAAAUGAAUUGUUUCCCAAUAAAGAAGACACAAAUCGUGAAGAACUAUUGCUGGCUCUACUGAAUAAAAUUUUUGAUUUUCAAAGACCUUCCAACAUCGAUGUAGAACUGGCUAACAAGUUGGAAGAAGUUAACCAACUGGAAAAGAUAAAAGAGCAGCUCAUGGAGGCAAAGGGUGUUGGGCUGUCCUAUGCUAUAGACGGUCUAUCUCCUUCGCAUCCUAAUAAGCGAGCUUGCUUUUGGAAGUACUGUGUCUGAAGUUUUUUCUCUGGAUGUAAAAAAGAUAAGGGCAUUAGAAAAAAAAUAUAUCUACUCACUCUGCUGCUUAAAGAUUGUAGCUACUUCAAACAAAAAAGACAGUGACAGAAUUUAUUGUAUAUAUUAUAUGCUUAAAGCUUAUGUUGUGAAUAAUAAUGCCUUAUCAAUUGCACUUUUGAAUGGCAUGGGACUAUCAGAAUGGCCUUGUAGAGCUAAAGUGGGGAGUGCUAUAUCUAUUGUAUGCCACUUAUAAAUUCAUGGUCUAUACAUAUUUUUGUCUGAUGAUGACUAGGCUGCUGCAUUAUCAAUUAAGACAUUUAAAAAGCAUCUUGGAAAAUUAAAAUAAAUUACACUGUCUCAAUUUAUGGAGAAAAUA